This is a messenger RNA of Didymodactylos carnosus, 1095 nucleotides long. NCBI's taxonomy places the organism in Eukaryota, Metazoa, Rotifera, Eurotatoria, Philodinida, Philodinidae. The record is from the annotation of a GenBank genome assembly.
AUGAAAUUUCUCGUCAACAAGUUUUUACUUAUGAUUUCAGGGCACUCACGAUACAAAACUGCGCCGAGAUUUUUAGAGCCAGAAGAUCCCAAUAAUGAAUUUCCGAAAUUAGAUCCACAGUGGGAUGGCUGGCUGAGAGGAACUCGAAAACUACCGCCAACAGAAGAUGAAAUAGCUAAAUAUGAACGACGAUAUCAACGUCUCUCUGAAAAGGAAGUUUUUAUGGAUCCAUCGAGUUAUGGUUUGGCGUCUCCUUCCGGAAGUGAAAAACCUUAUCCUACACGACCAGAAUAUGAACACUCUGGUAUUGAAAAAUCAUUUCAAUAUAUUCAUCGAGUGAAAAAGAUUGAAAACAGUAGAAGUAGUUGUUUCAGAAUGAAUGGAAAUGACAUAUCGGACAAUAACAACAACUAUCACUCUAACACGAGUCCUUCUAAUCUAUUAACUCGUACAACGAUACGUGAAGCCAAUAUACAUUUACAACUUUUACAUUCACGAAACCAAGAGUUAGAAAAAAUACUUGAAACGCAACAACAAACAAUUAAACGUCAAGAAGAUGCACUGAUGAAAAAAGAUCAAGAUUAUAUGGAAUUAUGUAAAAAAUUACGAUUUUUAGAACGUCAUUGUGAAAAUUUACAAUUACUAUUACAUGAAAAAGACAAACGUUUAAUUAUUUAUGAUAGAAAAGAUGCCAUUUUUUCUGAAACACUUGAGUUACGACCAGCUAUUGAACAGCUACUGGAUAUUUUAAAUACAUUUGAAUUAGAAGAUCAGAUUGUAUCAGUUAAUAUGAAUAACUCAAUUCAACAUUUAAUAAACCAUAAUAGUAAAACAACAACAAAUGCAAUAAUUUCAAAUAAAAUACCGUUGGAAUUUGUACAAAAUAAAAAUGGUCUCAGUAAACAUACGAUAAAUGAUAAUUUUACAACAAAGAAAAUAACAAGAAGAUUAGAAAAACAACAACAAAGAUAUCGUGUACAAAAAGAAUUAUUCUCUCAACCACAGCUAAAUGAUGAACAAUGGUCAACAGUGUCUGAUGAUCAAGAGCAGCAAAACAAGACAGCUACCACAACGCAAAUUAAUUUGGAAAAUUGA